AUGCUGCAAUUUUCCAGAGAUUUUUUUGAAUCACGUGAACCUCAGAGAGUUAGCCUUCGCCAUGACAGAAAUCCUGCAAUAGUUGGUGUGUAUCGCUGUGAUGUUUCAACAAUUAGCAUCCAUGACAACAUCGACACUUCGGUCAGAGAUGUUUUGUAUGUGGGUCUGUACACCCCUGAUCAAGGAACAAAAUUUCACUGUUGGGAGGUAUGGCACUUGAUCUUGGCCUACUAUUUACGCUCGCCUGUAUCUCCACUGGUGGACCUGCUACAACUGUUACCUGGACCAGAGACUCACAGAAGGAACUGAGACUGUGUUGAAUGACCC
Messenger RNA from Geodia barretti, 327 nucleotides. NCBI's taxonomy places the organism in Eukaryota, Metazoa, Porifera, Demospongiae, Tetractinellida, Geodiidae. The record is from the annotation of a GenBank genome assembly.